This is a messenger RNA of Perognathus longimembris pacificus (Pacific pocket mouse), 7542 nucleotides long. It is a transcript of the gene Zan, whose product is annotated as zonadhesin. Gene Ontology annotation, cellular component: extracellular matrix; membrane. Lineage: Eukaryota; Metazoa; Chordata; Mammalia; Rodentia; Heteromyidae. The coding region runs from base 1 to 7542 and encodes 2513 amino acids. Gene Ontology annotation, molecular function: protein binding. The transcript has 44 exons. The record is from RefSeq and is a predicted model, not a curated record.
AUGGUUUUGCUUUCUCCAACCCCAAGGACACAGAACCCUCUGGAUUGGGAGGUGUUUGUUCGCCGCGCUGUGGAUAAUGCCAUUAUCACUAAGUGUGAUUUUGAAGAUGACAGCAAGCCCCUCUGUGACUGGUCGCAAGUGUCUGCAGAUGAUGGAGACUGGAUUCGAACCAGUGGACCCUCCCCAACUGGCAUCUCUGGGCCCCCUGGCGGGUACCCCAAUGGAGAGGGCUACUACCUGCACAUGGAUUCUAGAACCUUCCGGACGGGUGGAGUGGCCCGCCUUCGUAGCCCGGAUAUUUGGGAGCAUGGCCCCCUCUGCCUGUAUUUCGCCUACCACAUGUUUGGAUUGUCCUGGGGUGCCCAGCUCAGACUCCUCCUGCUCAUGGGGACACAGGACAACCGCCCCAAAGUGCUCUGGAAACACGUGAACACCCAGAGUCCCUCCUGGAUGCCCACCACAGUCACGCUGCCCGCUGAGCUCAUCCUGCCCAGCCGGCUGAUAUUCGAGGGAAUGAGGGGCAACACCCCCUUCCUGGACAUCUCCCUGGAUGCCCUGUCCAUCCAUCGGGGCACCUGCAAUCGGGUUUGUAUGAUGAAAAUGUGCACCUUUGACACUCUCAAUGACCUCUGUGGUUGGAGCUGGGUCCCCACUGCCACAGGGGCCAAGUGGGUCCAGAAGAAUGGGUCAUCAGGAAAGACAGGUGUGGGACCUGAAGAUGACUUCUCUAGUCCUGGCCGUGGCUUCUAUAUGCUCCUAGACCCCAAAAAUGCAAAGCCAGGGCAGAAAUCUGUCCUCCUGAGCCCCCUGAGUCAAUCUGAUGGCUGCCUGACCCUUUCCUUCAACUACGUCCUGUGGGGACAUUCUCUCGAUGCAGCUCUCCUGGUCUACGCCUCCCUCUUAGGCAGCAUCCGGAAGCACACAAUCUUCUCGGGACAGCCGGGACCCACCUGGAAGCCUGCUUCUGUCAACUACACAGGACAGGGACAGAUUCAGUUCACUGUGGUGGGUGUCUUUGGAAUCAUCCCAGAGCCGGCAGUCGCAGUGGAUGCCAUUAGUAUUGCUCCCUGUGGGGAGAGCUUCCCUAACUGCAACUUUGAAGACAGUGCCCAUCCAUUCUGCGACUGGACCCAUGUUUUCAGUGAUGGUGGACACUGGGCCUGGGGAAGCAAAAACCUCCCCACCAUUGUGGGAGGCUCUGCAGAUUCCACAUAUGGAGGAGAACACUAUAUUUACUUUGAGGCAGACAAGUUCUCCCGGGCGGGGCAGUCUGUCCGGCUGGGGAGCCGACCCUUCUGUGCGCCAGGGGACAUCUGUGUGGAGUUUGCCUACCACAUGAACGGCCUUGGAAAAGGCUCCAUGCUCAAGCUCCUGCUGGGGAGUCCUGCAGGCAGUUCUCCCAUUACUCUGUGGCACCGUGUUGGGGCUCAGGGCCCUGGAUGGCUGAACAGCUCUGUCACUGUGCCAUCAGGAUAUCAACAGCCCAUGCAGCUGUUUUAUGAGGCGACCCGGGGUAGCAACUCUGCCUUCCUUAUUGCUGUGCGUUUUAUUAAGAUCAGCCACAGAAUCUGUGGAGUCCCACUUGAAGUGCCCAUAGUCCCAGUGGAAAGAACCACUGAAAUGACCACAAUCCCCACGGAAAAACCCGCUGUCCUUACAGAGAAACCCACCAUCCUGACCCUAAUGCCUACGGUCCCCACUAAAAAGCCCACAAUCCUCACAGAAAAGCCCAUGGUCCCCACGGAAAAGGCCACAGUCCCCACAGAAAAGGCCACGGUCCCCACAGAAAAGCCCAUGGUCCCCACAGAAAAGGCCACAGUCCCCACAGAAAAGGCCACAGUCCCCACAGAAAAACCCAUGGUCCCCACAGAAAAGGCCACGGUCCCCACAGAAAAGGUCACAGUCCCCAUAGAAAAGCCCACAAUCCCCACAGAAAAGCCCACAAUCCCCACAGAAAAGCCCACAGUCCCCACAGAAAAGCCCACAGUUCUCACAAUAAAGCCCACACUCCCCACAGAAAAGCCUAUAGUCCCUACAGAAAAGCCCAUAGUCCCCACAGAAAAGCCCACACUCCCCACAGAAAAGCCCACACUCCCCACAGAAAAGCCCACUCUCCACACUCAGUCAACAACAGUGUGGACAUCAGGAGCCAGUCGAGCCCCAUCCACCACCAGAAAUGCUACACUCACCACAGUGAGCUGCCCGCCAAAUGCCCACUAUGAACCCUGUAUGUGCCUUGCCUCCUGUGAGAACCCCAGACCCACUUGUGAGCCCCGCUGCUUGCCAGGCUGUGUCUGUGAUCAAGGCUUUUUGUUGAGCCAGAACAACUGCAUCAGUGCCUUGUCCUGCCCUUGUUUCUACAGUAACAGAUACUACCAGCCUGGAGAGGAGUGGUUCAACUCUAACUGCUCAGAGCGUUGCCGUUGCUCAUCUGGGGACAAGAUAGAGUGCCAGAAAGCUCAGUGCAAGACUAACACGGUGUGUGAGCUGAGGGACCACAAGUUUAGAUGUUACCCCUUUGGAUCUGCCACCUGUGUGGUCUACGGAGCUCUUCAUUAUAUCACCUUUGACGAGAGGCACAUUGGCUUCACCGGCAGGUGCACCUACAUCUUGACACAAACUUGUCAUAACAGAACGACAGAACCAUUCUUCAUGGUGACAGCUGAGAAUGAGAAGCGGGGUGUGGAAGGCGUGUCCUGCCUGAGUAAAGUCUACCUGGCCUUGUCAAAGACCUCUGUUACCCUGCUCAAGGGCAGACGCAUACUGGUUGGGGGUGAACAGGUGAACCUCCCAUUAAUGCUUUCUAAGGAUGCCUACAUGAUUCUGAGUGGUCGGUUCAUUGUACUGCAGACAACGUUUGGUUUGACUGUGCGUUGGGAUGGCGACCAGCAGCUGUAUGUGACAGUGACCAGUUCCUUUGCAGGCCGUCUCUGCGGUUUAUGUGGAAACUAUGAUGGAGAAAGCAGCAAUGACAACUUGAAGCCCGAUGGUAGCCAGGCCCAGGAUGCCGAGGACCUGGGCCACAGCUGGCAGACAGACCACAACAAGAGAAAGGAGUGUGAGAAGAGAAACGAAACCGUGGCGGUUUGUGACCUGAAGAUGGCCAGCACACUGUCAGGACCGGCUUUCUGUGGCCAGCUCAAGCUGCCCAAUGGAAUCUUUGAGGCAUGCCUGGCCCGUCUGAAGGCCACUUCCUUCUUUGACAACUGCAUGUCAGACAUGUGCAGUUUCCAAGGAGUCCAGACCAUGCUCUGUGCCCACAUGUCCACGCUGACCGCCAUCUGCCAGAGUGCCGGUCUGCCUGUGCGGCCCUGGAGGGCUCCCAGCUUCUGCCCCCUGGCCUGCCCCCCCAAUAGCAGGUACUCCCUGUGUGCCAAGCCGUGCCCAGAGACCUGCCAGGCGAAGUUCACGCAGAAGCCCUGCCCAUAUUCGUGUGUGGAGGCCUGCGAGUGCGACCCCGGCUUUAUCCUCAGUGGCUCCCAGUGCGUCCACCGAGCCCAGUGCGGGUGCAUCACCCCAUCAGGGCGGUACUUGAAGACUGGGGAUGUGUGGUACAAACCUGAGUGCAAAGAGCUCUGCAUGUGUACCAGCAACCACAAAAUUCGCUGCCGUUCCUGGAAUUGCACGGCCCAGGAGUCCUGCAGAUGGAGGGACGGCAGCUAUGGCUGCCAUGCCCUAGGUACGGCCACCUGCCUGGCCUCAGGUGACCCUCACUACCUGACCUUCGAUGGAGCCAUUCACCACUUCUCGGGCACCUGCAAUUACGUCCUGUCCAAGCCCUGCUGGCCAGGCUUCCAUGACAACUACUUUGUGGUGAGUGCCACCAACGAGAACCGCGGUGGGAACCUGGAUGAGUCCUACAUCAAAGCCGUGCACGUGGUGGUCUUCGACCUCAGGAUCUCACUGCUCAAAGGCUACAAGGUCAUGGUGGAGGGCCACCAGGUGUCUCUGCCCGUGUGGCUCAUACAGGACCGGGUGACCAUUCGGUUCAGCGGCUCCUUCAUCCUGUUCUACACGGACUUCGGGCUGCAGGUCCGCUACGACGGGAACCACCUGGUCAUGGUGUCUGUGUCCUCGUCCUACGCUGGCCGGCUGUGCGGGCUGUGUGGAAACUAUAACAACAACAGUUUGGAUGACAAUUUGAAGCCUGACAAAAGGCCCGCCAGCAGUUCCUCCCAGUUCGGGGCUAGUUGGAGGAUAGCAGAGUUCUCUGACCCAGGCUGCUUUCUGGCAGGCAGUAGCCCUUCCAGCUGCCAAGACAACGACUCUUCUUCCAUCUGGAACAAGAACUGUGGCAUCCUACUGAACCCCAUGGGGCCUUUCUCCAGCUGUCACCUGGCAGUGUCCCCGCAGAUAAGCUUCACCAGCUGUGUGCAGGACCAGUGUGAAAGCAAGGGCAAGGCCCUGUCUCUGUGCAACUCCCUGCAGGCCUAUGCUGACCUGUGCGCGCAGGCUGGCCAGGCCGUGGCCUGGCGCAACAGCACCUUCUGCCCUCUGAAAUGUCUACCGAACAGCAGCUACAAGCCUUGUGCCAAUCCCUGCCCAGAUGCCUGUCUCUCCCUGAGCUCCCCGACAUACUGCCCUGUACUGCCCUGUGUGGAGGGCUGUGAAUGCCAGAGGGGCUACAUCCUGAGUGGACACAGCUGUGUGCCCCCCAGCAACUGUGGCUGCCAGGACCUCGAGGGCUUCUACCACCUGGUAGGGGACAGCUGGUACCCAGAGAAGACCUGCCACACUCUCUGCAGCUGCUCGAUCAACAACAACAUCACCUGUGUUAAGGCAGCCUGCCAGGCCAACCAGAUGUGCUCCUCCCAGGAUGGUAUAUUCCACUGCCAGGCCAUAGGCACAGGAGUGUGUUACGUCUCUGAGGACGUGAGGUACAUGAGCUUUGAUGGUGUUGGUCAGCCCAUAUUUGGAACAUGUACACACACGCUGGUGAAAGUGUGUGACCCAAGCUCGAAGUUGCCGUUCUUUGAGAUCAGUGCCAAGAGUGAGAGCAGAGAAGGCGAGAACAAGGUUUUCCGUAUCCGCCGGGUCUACAUAUCCAUCUUCAACUCCCGUAUCACCUUGCAGAAGGGGCACCGAGUGCUGAUUGACGGGACGUUAGUCACCCUUCCUGCCUCCCGGAACCAUGGGAUCAAAAUCACUGCCAGCGGAGACUAUACCCUGGUCAGCCUUAAGAAUGGAGUACAAGUCAAGUAUGGUGGCGAUCAUUUCUUGGAGAUCAAAGUACCACCGGCCUAUCAUAAAAAGCUGUGUGGUGUGUGUGGGAACUUCAAUGGCCAGCAUGAGGAUGACCUAAUGAUGCCCAAUAAUGAACUAGCCGAGGAUGGCCACGACUUCAUGGACAGCUGGCAAAACCAUGACCUAGACCCAACUUGCCAGAACCUGGAAGAUGAGGUCUCGCAAAUGGAAGUACAGGAGACCGUGAACACAAAGUGCCAGCCAGCCGACCUGGGCAAAACCCGGCAAGCCUGUCAGGAGGCCCUACAGACCACAGCCUGGGCCGAGUGUGCCACGAGGGUGGAUGUCAAGCCCUACAUCCUGGGCUGCAUAGACAAGCUCUGUGAGUUUGGAGGGCUCUCCCACAGCCUCGUCCAAACCCUCUGCGAAGUCCUUCAGGGCUUCGAGGCUGCCUGCCACAACGAGGGGCUCAAGACCCCCAUUUGGAGGAAUAGCAGCUUCUGCCCUCUGGAAUGCCCGGCGCAUAGCCUGUACUCCAACUGCCUUCCAUCCUGCUCGCCGUCCUGCCAGGAGCUGGACUGCAAGGGCACAGAGGUCAGGGUCCCCCUCACCUGCAUGGAGGGGUGCAUCUGCCAGUCAGACUACGUGUUGAACGAGGGCCAGUGUGUGCCCAGAAGCUACUGUGGCUGCAGAACGGCCCAGGGGGCCAUCAUUGCUGUGAACAAAACUUGGAUCUCUAGUGGCUGUACUGAGAAGUGCGCAUGUACGGAAGGGAGGAUUCAGUGCAGCUCCUUCCAGUGCCCCUAUGGGUCCCGCUGCCAGCACGGGGAAAAUGACAGCAGUUAUUGUGCCGCUGACAAGUCGGAGCAGUGCACAAUCUUAGGAGACCCUUAUUACCGCACGUUUGACCGCUUGGGAUACCAUUUUCCAGGCCGCUUGACCUAUAUCCUCAUAAAGACAGUGGACAUACUGCCAGAGGGCAUAGAGAGCUUGCUCGUGGAGGGGCGGAACAAGCUGACCAAGGCCUCCAGCCCUACCCUGCACGAAAUGAUCAUUAUGGUCUAUGGCUAUAAAGUCCAACUCCAAACAAACCUGGAGCUUGUGGUCAACGAUCAGAAGAUGGGCCUCCCCUUCAUGCCCAAUGAGCAGCUGCAGGUCACCCUGCGAGGCACACGGAUCUUUCUGAUCACUUCAUUUCAGCUGAUUGUUAGUUAUGACGGCAAGGAUCUUGGAGUGAUCAACCUGCCUAGCACAUACCAGGGGCUGGUACGCGGCCUGUGUGGGAACUAUGACAAAGACAGGACGAAUGACUUCAUGCUGCCCGACGGCCGGGUCACCCAGAAUAUCCACGUGUUUGUCAGCAGCUGGACGGUGAACUACCAAGAAUCCCUCCUCCGCUUCCCAAGGGCUCUACCAGAGCAAGAAGAGGGAGAGGGGAAUGAGUCCCCUGCCAUCCGGUCCCGUUGCAGCCCAGAGCAGCUGGCUUUAAUCCACACUAGCCAAGCCUGUAGGGUACUGGUGGACCCCCAGGGGCCUUUUGCCGCCUGUCACCAGAUUAUGGAUCCAGAACCCUUCCAGGAGCACUGUGUGUUUGAUAUGUGUGCCAGCCAGGACCCCAAAGAACAAGAGGAGCUGCGCUGCCGGGCCCUCAGUGGGUACGCCAUCAUUUGUCAGGAGGCAGGUGCUGGCCUGGCUGGCUGGCGGAACCAUACCCGCUGUGCCAUGGUGUGCCCAGCCAACACGGUGUACAACAGCUGCAUGACACCCUGCCCAGCAUCCUGUGCCAACCCAGCGGCAGCCAGGGCCUGUAAGGGCCCCUGCUUGGAAGGCUGUGCCAGCCUCCCUGGCUACCUCUACAGUGGCACCCGGAGCCUCCCCAAGGCCCACUGUGGCUGCACUGCGGCCGGCGUCUAUUACCAGCUGGGUGACAGCUUUGUGACGGAGGACUGCGCCCAGCACUGCACCUGUGCCAGCUUGGGGCUCCUGCUGUGCGAGCCCUAUGGCUGCAGGGCUGGGGAGAUCUGCACACUGGCCAACUUCACCCGAGGCUGCUUCCAAGAAAGCCCAUGUCUGCGGAACCCGUGCCACAAUGACGGACGCUGUCGAGAGCAGGGAGCCACCUUCACCUGUGAGUGUGACCCCGGCUACGGGGGACACCUCUGCACAGAGCCUCGGGACAGCCUGGUCCCCCAAAAGCCAGAACCAUCCAGCUUUGUGGCCAUUCUGCUGGGGAUGCUGGUGCCUCUGGUGGUCAUUCUGACGGUCCUCAUGGCAGUGGCCACCAGGGAGUGUGUGCACAGGAUGAGGCAGCGGUCAUGGUGGAGGUGGGUCCUGGUGGGGACUGAGGAAGGGAGGUAG